AUGGCCUCAGCAACCUCGUUCCGUCAAAUCAUCGGCGCCCCGCCGUCAACCGCCUCACCCACCGACAGCACUCUCGUCAUCAUCGACGCCCAGAAUGAAUACGCAGAGGGCAAGCUGACCGUCUCCAACGUCGAAACCUCUCGCAAGGCGAUCGCGGCGCUGCUGCAGAAGUACCGCGACGCCAAGGGCAGCAUCGUCCACAUCGUGCACGACACGCCCGAGGGCGCGCCCGUCUUCACGCCCAAGACGCGGCUUGCGGAGGAGUUUGACGAGUUGAAGCCCAAGGACGGCGAGAAGGUCGUCCGCAAGAACUUCCCUGGUUCCUUCGCGGGUACGGACCUUCAGGAGCAUCUCGAAGGCAAGGGUACGCAGGGGAAGAAGGUCGUUCUGACGGGCUACAUGGCGCAUGUUUGCGUUUCUACGACGGCUAGACAGGCUGCGCAGAGAGGAUUCGAUGUUCUUGUGGCUGAAGAUGCAGUUGGCGAUCGGGACAUUCCCGGAGUCGAUGCUGCGCAGCUCACCAAGGUUGCGCUGAGUGAAAUUGGGGACGCAUUUGGUACCAUUGUCCAAAGCAAAGACAUUGCAUAA
Messenger RNA from Colletotrichum karsti, 588 nucleotides. RefSeq lists its product as uncharacterized. NCBI's taxonomy places the organism in Eukaryota, Fungi, Ascomycota, Sordariomycetes, Glomerellales, Glomerellaceae. The record is from RefSeq and is a predicted model, not a curated record. The transcript is spliced from 2 exons. Bases 1 to 588 code for a protein of 195 amino acids.